AUGGCUUGCCACAAGUGUGGUAAGUUGGGGCACUUUGAGAGAGAGUGCCGGUCCGGGUCGCGUGAGCCGGAGAAGCCCAAGUCGGGAAAGAUGUGCUACAUAUGCGGUAGCCCGGAUCAUUUCAAGAGGGAGUGCCCAAAGAAGGGGGAAACCGGGGGCCGGCAAGGGGUUGCCUUUGUAGCCGGGGAAGGGGCGGAGACCGGACGGUGGAUUGUUGACACGGGGGCUAGCCAACACAUGACGGGGGUCAAGAGCUCGUUCUCAACGUUGGAGAUGCUUCAGCCGGGGACUCGCGCAAUCAAGUUUGGGAACAAGGGGUUCCUUGAAGUAGCCGGGGUGGGCACGGUGGAGUUGCGAUGCGAGACGCCGGAAGGUGAGCAAGUCAUCCUUCUCCGUAAGGUUGCCUAUGUUCCCGGUGUGGCGGAGAAUCUCUUCUCUGUCAAGAAAGCCACCGCGGUAGGAGCCGAGGUUGUGUUCCAUGGGAAGGUGUGCGAGGUUUCCAUGGAUGGAGAGGUUGUGCUUCGGGCGGAGAAGAAUGCGGAGGGCAUGCCCGUUGUUUGUCAACCGAAGACAACGUGGGAAGAUACUUGCUUGCUCGUGAGGGAAGCCGAGAGCCCGGUGUUGUGGCACCGGAGAUUGGGGCACGCCGGGUACGAAAGCCUAGCCAAGAUGGUUGAGGGGGACUCGGUCCGGGGUGUGGGGGUCAAAGCGGAGGCAUUCUGGAGCAAAAGAACCUCGGUGUGUGAGCCUUGCAUCAUCGGAAAGCAAACUCGUGAGCCCUCCCCCAAAGAGUCGGACUCCAAAGAUAGCAAAGAACCCCUAGAGCUCGUGCACAUGGACGUGUGCGGGCCCAUGCCGGUGACGUCAAAGGGGGGGAGUAGGUACUUGGCCACUUUCCUUGACGACUAUAGCAAGCUUUCGGUGGUGCAACCGGCGAUUAAGCGAAAAAGCGAUGCUUUGGCGGAAGUCCAUGGACGAGGAGAUGCGGUCCUUGUUGGAGAACGGUCUGUGGGAGCUUGCCAAAAAACCGGAGGGGGUGAAGCCGGUUCCCAUGAAAAGCAACCGGAGGGGUACGAGCAAGGCGGGCCCAACGUGGUUUGCCACCUCAAGCGCACCUUGUACGGGUUGCGCCAAGCGCCGCGUGCGUGGUACACGCGGUUGGAGGAGGAGCUCGGGAACUUUGAGUUCGUGGCGUCCUCGGCGGACGCGGCGCUCUUUUCGGGAGUGGUGGACGGGGAGCGGGUUUACCUCAUUGUGUGGGUGGACGACAUUCUCGUCGCGGCCCGAGGGGCGGAGCGGAUUGCGAAGGUGAAGGCGCACUUGGCGGAGAAGUACGACGUGCGCGACUUGGGGGAGGCGACCUACUUCCUCGGGAUGGAGUUGGCGCGCGACCGGGUGGCGCGUACGUUGAAGCUCACACAAAAGAAGCUCACGGGGGAGCUUCUUGGGCGGCACGGGUUGGCGGGCGCAAGGGCGCGCUCGGUCCCCCUUGGGGCGGGGAAGAAGUUGACACGAGAGGGUGAGCCGCUCGACACGGCGAGAUUCCACUAUAGCGAGCUCAUUGGAAGCUUGUUGUACUUGAGCGUGUGCACGCGGCCCGACAUCGCUCACGCCGUGGGUUCAUUGGCGCGCUACACGAGCGCGCCAACGGAGGCGCAUUGGGCGGCGGCGCUCGGGGUGGUGCGCUACUUGGCGGGGACGGCGGAAGCCGGAAUGACCUUUGGGGGGAGCGGCGAGGUCUUUAAAGCGUUUUGCGACGCCGACUAUGCGGGGGACGUCGACACAAAGCGUUUACGACGGGGUACGUCUUCUUGA
Molecule: messenger RNA, 1815 nt
Organism: Klebsormidium nitens
Lineage: Eukaryota; Viridiplantae; Streptophyta; Klebsormidiophyceae; Klebsormidiales; Klebsormidiaceae
Source: the annotation of a GenBank genome assembly